AUGGUUUUCUCGUCCACCGUGUAUACGGUGACUCGUGGACCUCUCCGACCGUAUUCGACACCAGAAAAGACCGGCUGGAUGCGCGAUAAAAGUCGGUUCGACCAGUUGCAACGCGGAUCUGGCAAAGAUCAUCGCGCCUUCGGGGAGAAAGAGUUGCAAAUUAUAUCGAGUUACGACGAAACUUGUAAUCCUAAAUCCUGCAGCCACACCGGAGACAACGAGAAACCGGUUUGCAGUUCAGAUGGCUUGACCUAUCCCAACAGGUGCAUUUUCGAAAAAACCCGGUGCCUCUACCGAAACCUGACCAUCACCAAACGAGGACCCUGUAAGAAGCAGAGGCCCUGCCAAGAAUGGGACACUUUCAACAUCAACAACCGAGUAUACAAUAACAGGUGA
Messenger RNA from Phaedon cochleariae (mustard beetle), 396 nucleotides. The record is from the annotation of a GenBank genome assembly. NCBI's taxonomy places the organism in Eukaryota, Metazoa, Arthropoda, Insecta, Coleoptera, Chrysomelidae.